AUGCUGCUCUACCUCGCUGCUUUUCCAUUCGUUCUAUUCGCGAGUAUUCGCACCUACAAUCUCAUCAAAAACUACAAUGAUGCCCGCAAAUACGGCCUGCCUAUAAUCCUCCUCCCAGUCUCAUUCGAAGACGCAUGGUGGAUGAUCUUCCGCCCGCUCUUCGCCUGGGUCGAGCGCCUGCCCCUGAGACUCGGCAACUGGUAUGUCUACACCGAAAUGGGCUGGCCAACAGUCGAUGGCGACCGGACAACGAAGCGACUGGGCGAGAAUUUUGUUCUCUGUUCACCAGUGAGCAAUCACAUCAUUACUUGUUACCCAGCGGGAGCCGAGACUAUCUAUAAAAAUAAUAGUACAUGGCAUUUCCCACCGGCACAGUCUCAGCUAUUUGCGUUUUAUGGUCAGAAUGUUUCGUCCACGACUGGUGCGGAUUGGCAGAGACAUCGCAAGAUUACCACAGCUGCAUUCAAUGAUCAUUUCAUGCGGGAGGUUUGGAAUGAAUCGACCAAAAAAGCUGCGUUACUCAACUUGGCAGAAGAAAAGGAUCGAAAACUUGACCGAGUUCGAUCUACAUUUGAUGUGCUUGCGAUGAAUGUGUUGGCAGUUGUUGGCUUUGGUCAAGAGCGGCUGUUGAAUACGGCGACUGCUGGCCAUAAGCAGUCCUUGAUGCAAUGUUUGGGCUUUAUCCUUCAGCAUAUUCUCCUGACGGCUAUAUUCAACAGUCUCAAAGCCCCUGACUUCUUGCUUCCAGGUGUGCUCCAACGGUUAAAGCAGUCUGUUGCUGAGUUUAAGCUGUAUAUGGAGGAAUUGGUGCUUCAUCAGAUGCUACAGUCUUCGUCUGUUAGCAAGAACAAAUCGUCGCCGCCAACUCUUCUCGAGGCCAUGGUCAAUGCUAAUGAGGCAGAGAAACAUCAGCUGCAAAAGAUGGUCGGUCGUCCUUCGUAUUUGACCGAAUCGGAGCUUUAUGGUAACCUCUUUGUGUUCAAUCUGGCCGGUUAUGAGACUACGGCAUCCACCAUGACGUUUGCAUUGUCAUUCUUGGCGGCGAAUGCAGAGGUUCAGAGUUGGAUCGAAGAAGAGCUUGACCGUUAUUACACUCCAGAGAAUGAUCAGAAACAGGAAUAUGCGACCACAUACCCCAAGCUUGUCCGUUGCCUGGCAUUGAUGUACGAAACUCUUCGUCUUGCCAGUCCCGCACCAUUACUAGUACGAGCUCCUUCAUCGCCCCAAGAACUACCUAUCAUUCUACCAAACGGCCAAGAGAGAAUCGUCACCGUCAACCCCGGCACACUCGUCGGUGGACAUUUCUACGGCGGCCAUCUGUCCACCCGCUGGGGCCCAGACGCACAUGUCUUUAAUCCAAAGCGCUUCAUUUCCAAGUCCGCUGUUAACGGCGAGGAAGAAUUAGUAGUGCCACCUGACACAUUGUUUAUCCCCUGGUUGACUGGACCACGUGUCUGCCCUGGCAAGAAAUUCAGCCAGGUGGAAUUCGUGGCUAUUGUCGCACAGAUAUUCUCAGAGUAUCGCGUUGAAAUAUUGAAAGAAGGCAACGAAAGUGAGGCAGUUGCAAGACAUCGGUUUGAGGGGGUUGUGGGCGAAAAGUACUUCAAUGUCAGUACGCACUUGAAGAAGCCUACUGAGGGAGCGGUGCGCUUUGUACGACGGUAG
Molecule: messenger RNA, 1665 nt
Organism: Talaromyces marneffei
Lineage: Eukaryota; Fungi; Ascomycota; Eurotiomycetes; Eurotiales; Trichocomaceae
Exons: 1
Coding region: 1-1665 (554 amino acids)
Molecular function (GO): iron ion binding; oxidoreductase activity, acting on paired donors, with incorporation or reduction of molecular oxygen; monooxygenase activity
Source: RefSeq, a predicted model, not a curated record